Messenger RNA from Lachancea dasiensis, 990 nucleotides. Lineage: Eukaryota; Fungi; Ascomycota; Saccharomycetes; Saccharomycetales; Saccharomycetaceae. The record is from the annotation of a GenBank genome assembly.
AUGCUCAAGAAUAUAUGCACCAAGAGGUGGUAUUCACCUUUGCCCCGGGCUGCAAGACAUAGAGUUCUCCAGCAGAAUAUUGGCAAGUCCAGUAUUCCGGAGGACCUCGGAGUCAUGGCAGGUAGUAGGGCGGUAGGUCAAACUGGUUUUGAUACAAUCAUUAAGCCCAAUGAUGCAGUAGCAACCACCAUCCUAAACGAGCCUACAAUUGUUGUAGAGAGGCAGAUGGAGAUGAUGAACGUAUUUUUAGGGUUCGAGCAGGCCAAUAAAUACGUGAUAAUGGACGCACUGGGGAAUCGCAUCGGAUACAUGCAGGAGAGAGAUUUCGGAAUUGUUAAGGCAGUUAUGCGUCAAUUCUACAGACUACACCGCCCAUUUGUCGUUGAUGUGUUUGACAAUUGGGGGAACGUUGUUCUUACAAUUAAAAGACCCUUUUCUUGGAUAAAUUCGCACAUCAAGGCUAUUCUGCCACAUGCAGUUCCGUUGGAACCUAGUUCUCAGGCCGGAACGACCGCUUCAUCUUUUGGAUCGGUGCCGACUCCACAGUCGACCUCCACGAUGGGAGAGACAGGCACAUUGGUGGGGGAAAGUGUCCAAAACUGGCAUUUGUGGCGGCGUCGGUACGAGCUGUUCGGGCGGGACAGUUCUGUGGGUGAUUCUUUCAAGCAAUUUUCUCAGAUUGAUGCCCCUUUCUUAAGCUUCGAGUUUUCUGCCACGGACGAAGACGGAAAAAUUAUGGCUGGAGUCGAUAGAAACUGGGUGGGGCUCGGUAGGGAACUCUUCACGGACACAGGCGUUUACAUUAUCCGAAUGGACAGCACGCAGAGCUUUUCCGGUGUUUAUCCUCAAGAAACCCUGAGCGAUCACAUCCUCAACCUCGAUCAAAGAGCGGUAUUGCUUGCCAAUGCAGUUUCUAUUGACUUCGAUUAUUUCUCGAGGCAUUCGCGCCAUGGUGGGGGACUCAUCGGAUUUGGAGAUUACGGUGAAUGA